AUAAUUCACAGUGGGCUAGUCCAACUUCCUGUACGUGCAAUAUUACAGGUCAACACUAGGGGGCGCCCCUGGUGAAAACAGUUUGCAGAUGAUAAUGGCGAGAAGAUAACGAAAAUAAGGUACCACAGAUGGAGUGGUGGAGAUGGGGAGCUGUGCUGGCAGCAGUCGUCUCUCUAAGUCUGUGGAGGGACCUGAUCCUUGCCUCCCUUGGACUCUCGUCUGUCGAUGAGGCCAAGCCAGAGUAUGACAUUGUUAUUGGCAUCCUCUCAGCCAGGGAGAAUUUUGAACAGCGUCGGGCUCUACGAGCAACAUGGGUGGGCUACAUACAACAGCAUCCAGACUACAGCAGGAGGAUUCUGGUGAAUUUUAUUGUAGGGAGCGAACCCUGCCCAGUCCCACCUCCUGACAGACUGGACCCCUUCACCUGCCAGAAACUGGUCUUGUCAGAAUCAAUAUGUGCAGGAGAGGUGGUGGCCCUCGGCCUGGCCUCCCAGAACUCUCUCCCCAGCAGCCAGCGGCAGACAGGGCCGGUGGAGACCCACUUCUCCGUCCAACACCCUGUGGUCAUCACAAAACUGGGUGUGCUGGGAGGGGAUAUAACCGGUGAGGGUGUCAGAGUCAGGCUGGUCGACUCGGCUGCCAAGGAGGACUUACUAAGUGUUAAUUUCACAUCAGAUGACCCAGGACUUCACACAGGGGGCAACAUGUUUAAAGCUGUGCAAAAUUAUGUUUUGCCAAAGGGUUUCCAGGGGACCAUAACUGUUGAGAGCCUGGCACCAGAUGAUGUAUUAUUGGAAACAUUUCCUUUGGAUCAGUUACAGCUUAACAACAAAGGAGGAGUACUUCAACUCACAAAGACCGUUGGCUUCAUGCCUGAGUCAGGGUAUCUUCCUCACCACACCAACAUCCAGCAGCAUACAGCAGCUACGUUCAUGUACAGAGUCUAUGAGCCUGAGUUCCUGGAGCAGGCCUCUCAGGAGCUCCGUGCCAAAGACUGGUCAGGAAAGCUUGGUGCAGAGCAGAAACGUCUGGAGAGGGAGGUGGAACAGUAUGGGGACAUCCUCCUGGUGCAGGGGGUGGAGGUCUACAGAAACUUACCAAGGAAAAUACUGGAGUUUUACAAAUGGGUCACAGAAAAUGUGAGGUUCAACUUUACCUUGAAAACUGAUGAUGACUGUUUUAUUGAUAUGGACAAAAUAGCAACGGAGAUUGAGAAUCUCAAGCUUCGUGAAAAAAGCAAAGUAUGGUGGAGUAGGUUUCGUAGUGGCUGGGCUGUGGAGCACCAUGGCAAGUGGGGGGAGCAGGACUACACCAGCCCUGUCUACCCUGCCUUCGCCUGUGGAGCAGGCAACAUCCUGUCAGCUGACCUGGUCUCCUGGUUAGCCAAGAACACACACCAGCUCAGACCGUAUCAGGGAGAAGAUGUCUCCUUGGGAAUCUGGCUGGCUGCACUUGGACCAAAUCUUAUAUCUGACCAUUCCUGGCAGUGUGAGGAAGGUUGUACAGCAGGGAUGUACUCUUCCCCUGAGCUGCAGCCCACACAGCUGAUGACCCUGUGGAGUAACCUGCAGAAGUGUGGGAGUGCCUGCCAGUGUUCAUGAUGUACCACUUUGUCCAUCCAGCGGGCAAAAGAAAGGCUUGGCAUGUAACGUUACAUAUGAAAAAUCAGACGUUCAGUGGAGAAAAGUCCAUUCCUAGCUGUAUGAGGUCAAGGUUGUACUACCAGUAAUCGGAUCUUCCAGUGUCUGCAAAAGACAGUAUCCAUUAGCUGUAUGCAGGCAAACUGGACCUUCUAUGACUGGCCAACUCCCCCAGCCAGCUACAUUCUUUUUAGUCCAGUUUCUAUUAUAAUAUUCACCCCGCAAUGGAGUCUGGUAGAGACUAGGAAAUGUUCGUCCAUGAAGUACACCAAUCCAUCCAUCCAUCCAUGCAAGGAAAACAUCACAGUGUGCAAUGUAUAUAGUGUUAUGUAUUGUAACUCCAGAAUGGAGAAAUAAACAAUUUCUAAAA
Branchiostoma belcheri (Belcher's lancelet) is the source of this 2010-nucleotide messenger RNA. Its product is annotated as UDP-GalNAc:beta-1,3-N-acetylgalactosaminyltransferase 2-like. Gene Ontology annotation, molecular function: hexosyltransferase activity. Lineage: Eukaryota; Metazoa; Chordata; Leptocardii; Amphioxiformes; Branchiostomatidae. Bases 129 to 1601 code for a protein of 490 amino acids. The transcript is spliced from 14 exons. Gene Ontology annotation, cellular component: membrane. The record is from RefSeq and is a predicted model, not a curated record.